AUGUUUACUGUAUCUGUUACAACAUUAGUUGAUGAUAUAACAGAUGAGGAUUCUCCUUAUUUAUUUGUUGAAUUAACAAAUCAUUUACAAACGCCAUUUACAUUUGAUAAAUUGGCAGUUAGAUUAGUGAGUGGACAAAGUGAAGAAAUUUGGUUUGUAGUUUUGGAUCAAGAUUUAAGUCCGGGACAAAAUAAAUAUAAAUUAUAUUCUGAUGUAAUUCAUAUUGGAGAACAGCAAUGCUUUGCUGUAAAAAUUUAUACUGGACUGACCAGUGUAACUGAAGGAAAUUUAACAUUAGAACCUGUUUCUGAAGGUUUAUCAUUUCCAACUCAUGAAAAAUAUCAUGCAUCAAUUAAAUCUGUAAAAAAUGAUGAUGAAAUAUUAAAUGAAACAUUGGAAGAAGUAGAUUUGAUUGUUACUGAAAAAGGUGAAAUCAUAUUACCAUCAUCACCACCAAAUCAAUUAAUAGAAUUUAGAGUACCAUAUGAUUGUAGUUGGGGAGCUGCUAUAGAACAUAAAGUUAAAAUCUCUAUAGAGUAUGAAAGUAGAGGGAAACCAAGAGCAUUUACAUCUGUAGAUACUGUUAAAGUUUGGUUGCCAUUAUCAAUGGAUAUUACAUUAAAUGGUACAUUACCUAUUAGAAUUCUUGAUACAAAAUUAGUAUCUUCCAAAGUUUAUGGUGUAAUAGAUGAUCCAGCUUUGGAAUCUUCUUCUAUGUUUGAUCAUAAAGAACACACAAAAACCGCAAGUACACAGGUUCAUUUUGUUGUCACUUAUAAAUCACUUCAAGAUGAGAUUGAGAAAUAUGCUGAAUAUAUUUUAAAUAAAAUUUUAAAAUCUAAGGAUUUAUUACAACAUUCUCGAUUUGUUAUUGAUAAUGCUAAAAAUUUAUUAUUAAAAUAUAUUGAUUUUGUUUCAUAUGGAAUGACAGAUUCUUUAGAUUUGGUUGAUUUGGAUAUUGAAUUAUGUGAAAAAAUAUUUAGUAACCAUGGAAAUAAUAAAGAGGAUUUAAUUGACGUUAUUAAAGAAUUUUGGAUGACUUGCAAUCAAACAAAUUAUGAAGAAGUUUUUGAAAUAACAAAAGAUUUAAAAUCUUCAAUAUCAUUUCCAGUCAAUGUACCAUCAUCAAAGGUCCUCAAUACAGUUGAAUUAAUUAUAUCUAAAUCACAUGAUUUGCUAGUUGGUGAACCAUGUCAUUGUCGAUUGAUAGUUAAACAUUCAUCAUAUUGGAAUUAUGCUUCAUCAACUGACCAUAAAGACAGUCUUGAAUUUUUUUAUGAUGUUAAUAUUGAUUUUGAUAAUUGGUUACUUGCUGAAACAAAAGAGUUUCCAAUCACACUGGUACCUUUGAAAACAGGAAAUCUUCUUGUUCCUCUUAUUAGAAUAGCAAGUCUUUCAUCUAAUAUUUUUUCUGAAACAGUUUAUCUUAAUAAUGCUGAACAAGUACUUGUUCGACCCAGAACACAAUCUGCAACAUUUUUUAUUGAACAACAACACCGUAUUCAUUCUAUUCAUUCAACAGGUGGAUUUAGUGGUCCAGGUCAUCAUCAUAAUGAAGGAUUGGUAGAUGUUGAAAUUGAUUAA
Molecule: messenger RNA, 1584 nt
Organism: Entrophospora sp. SA101
Lineage: Eukaryota; Fungi; Glomeromycota; Glomeromycetes; Entrophosporales; Entrophosporaceae
Source: the annotation of a GenBank genome assembly